Molecule: messenger RNA, 870 nt
Organism: Triticum aestivum (bread wheat)
Lineage: Eukaryota; Viridiplantae; Streptophyta; Magnoliopsida; Poales; Poaceae
Product: tRNA-aminoacylation cofactor arc1
Exons: 5
Coding region: 81-641 (186 amino acids)
Source: RefSeq, a predicted model, not a curated record
CUGGCUUCUUCCUGGGCAGACAGUCAGCGAAGCUACACACCAGCGUAAUUCGUACCUUUUCUUCUCUACAAGCCGGCAGUAUGAAUCCAAAUCCAUUUGAGAUCAAGAAGCAGCCAGUAUUAGUUGCUAAAAGAGCAAAUCCGCCAGCUCCUAAUGGUAACAGUAAAACUAUACAAGUUGAAGAUCGUAUUUCCGCAGAGGCAAGUCAGCUCAUAUUAGCCAUAACAAGUAUGGCACGCCUGCGUGGUGAAAAUGCCUCUGAAGGUGAGACCGUUCGCUUGGGAGAAUUCAAGGUACUGUCGUGUGUUGCUACCAUUGCUUAUGAGCCCCCGAAGUCUGGCAAGGUUGUUGAAAACCAGAAACUGGAAAUGAUCUGUAGGUGGGAAGACCGUAUGAAACCAACAGUGAAAUUGCGCCCAGCCGGAAAUAGUGAGGAGUAUUCAAAGGACCGGACCGAUCUAAAUACCCCAGCUGCCGAUGUCCUAUCUGAAGACAAGGAAGUGAUACCGAAGGCUGAGGCCCCAACAGACGGCCAGAAAAAGAAAGAAAAAGCAGGGAAAGGAAAGGAAAAGCAAGAGGACCAGAAAAACAAAGAAGUGCAGAAAAAGAACGAAGGGCAGAAAGAAAAAGCAGGGAAAUGAAAGGAAAAGCAAGAGGGCCAGAAUGCCCACUUCGAGGACAAGAAGUGAAACCAAGCUUCAAAACCAUGCUUUGGUUUUUGCCCCUUUAUUUUCACUGCCCCCCUAAUAAGCCAGCUUGCAUGCAUGAUCGGGCAAACCAGUAGUAUUUUUUAUAGCUUCGUCCACUCACGUCAUUUAAUUUCGUCAACUCCUCGAUGCAAUGAUGCUACACAAGGCUAGAUUCGAUCAA